AGUUUUGGGGAGGUGGGGUUUUGUCAUUUUUUCUGAAAUUAGAUGAAUUGAUUUGUGUAUUCAAAUAGUGUGUGUGAGUGAACUGCUAUGAUUUGCUUUUGAAAAUGGAAGCAUUGGAUAUGGACUGGUCAUGGUUCCGUGAGGCGUUGACAUUGUUAGUUGAUCAUACAUUGUGAUUGAGGCAAAAUCAUGUUUGAUAGUUACAACCUUACAAUCUUAAUGUGAGAAUUUGAAAAUAGAAGAGUUGUUGAAUUUGUUGUCGAAGAUGGAUUGAUCAUGGUUUCGUGAGGCGUUGACAUUGUUAGUUUUGGACUUUUGGUUGAUUUAGUGUUGAUCAUACAUUAUGAUUAAGGCAAAAUCAUGUUUGAUAGAUAAAAAAUUACAAUCUUGGUGAAUAGAUUGUAAGAAUUGUUGAAUUUGUUGUCGAAGAUGGAUUGAUCAUGGUUUCAUGAGGCGUUGACAUUGGUAGUUUUGGUUGAUUCAGUGUUGAUCAUACAUUAUGAUUGAGGCAAAAUCAUGUUUGAUUGAUAGUUACAAACUUACAAUCUGAAUUUGAGAAUUUGGAUAGAUUCAAAUAUAUAUAAUGGACUAUGGCUUUCAGCUUGAAUAGAUGCAUUCACUAGCUAUGUUAAUCAGUUUAGGGUAUGUGGUCGGUUGUGGUGAAGGUGUAUCUCAUUUUAUUUUGUAGUUUACGAUAUGUGAGCUUGGUGAAUCGAGUAUAGGAAGUUCGUCUUGACCUGGAUACAAAAACGGGGAAGGAUAGUGAUGUAUUAAUGAAUCUUAGAUGGGAAGAGCAAAGAUCACUUAACCAUGAAACAGAAUGAGCAAGAGUGGGUUGAAUACCGGGAUGUGAUGGAAGAUGUAGUGAAAAAGAGUGGACUUGACAAGAGCAUCUUUUAUGACCUUAGAGGCAAUCAUGAUAAUUUCGGUGUGCCAGCCGUUGGUGGCACCUUUGAUUUCUUUUCAAACUAUAGUUUAAAUGCUCAAGCAGGAAGAACUGGGCAUGUAAACAGUGUCACACUUCAGACAGGAAUCAGAAGGCAUCUAUUUGUUGGGAUUGAUAGCACCAUGGCUGUCGGCCUCAGAGGUCCAACCAAUCUUUUUGGGCAUCCAACUGAUAAAUUAUUAGCUGAGCUGGAUUCUGAGCUGUCAAAAUGGGGUGCUGAGCCAAAGAACCCAGUGAUAAAGAUCUCAUUUGGACAUUUUCCUCUUUCAUUCUCAGCAGCCUCUGAAUCUGGAAGAACCCUGAAAGAUGUUUUUCUCAAACAUUCAAUAUCUUCUUACCUAUGUGGACAUCUCCACUUGAGAUUUGGCACGAAUUUGAAACGGCUUCACCGACCAGGUAAUGAUCUGAUGCAGCUAAAUAUGCAACAGAAAUCCUCCAAGAAAAAUUUGAAUGGAUCAUCUCAUGUCCAGGAAUUCUGGGAGUGGGAGAUGGGUGACUGGAGGAAAAGUAGAGCCAUGCGUAUUUUGGCCGUUGAUAGAGGUCAUUCUUCAUUUGUUGAUAUCAACUUGAAAUCGGGUGCUAAAAAAACUAUCAUCUUACCCACUUUUCCACUGGACUCACGCUUCACUUUAACAUCAUCUCAACUAACUGAAUUUGAACAUCAAUCGUUGGACCCCUCACACUACAUGACCAUAAGAGCUUUGGUCUUCUCAUCAUCUUCAAUCGUCACAGUAGUGGCUCGAGCUUAUGACUCUCAUCUUGGAAAUCUUGUUCUGGUUUUGGAGGAUUCAAUGACGAAGAUCAAGGAUAGUUCCUCUAGAGGAGCUCUUUAUGCAGCACCUUGGAAUUUCAAAGCAUUUCAGGAUUCAUCUCCAGAAAGGUACUGGCUACAGAUAGAAGCAAUUGAUGUAAAAGGUAGAUCAACCUUAACCGAAUUGAGGCCAUUCUCAAUAAAUGGUCUUUCUAGUUCGAUAUCUUGGACAUGGAAGGAGUUUAUGGUCAUGGGUUUCCAAUGGGCUGCUUUAUAUUUCCCAAUACUCAUGAUUUCUCUUGGGUUUUUCUUCUUUAUUCUUCUUCUCCCUGUAGCAUUGCUACUUUUCUCCAAGAGACAGUACACAUUACAAAAUUUCACCACAGAUAAAAGUGUCAAGAAUUGUGUUGGAUGGGUCUUGACAGAGUUGUAUAAGCUGCGUUCGGUGUGGCUCGGAUUUCUAGGUUACUUGUUCUACCUUGUUUUAUGUCCUUGGUUGUCCGGACAAUUAUUUACUGAUGGUGGUGAAAGAGGAUAUAUGACUUACCGGGGGUGGGUAGUGAAACAUCCUGAUACGGGUAAAAAAUUGGAGUACCUUGGGUUUCCAGAUAUAAUGGUGAUAGUUAUUCCUCAUCUGGUAUUUGUGGUUUUCCCUUCUCUUCUGGUGGCCUUAGGUUUGGCCGUGGAAAGUGAAAUGUAUAGAGUACACCUUCUAGUACUUUCAGGAAAGAAGGAAGAUGAUCAUUGUAAGGAGACCCCAAAAUCUAGACACAAUAACAAUCAAAAUCAUAGACCUUCCAAGUUCCAUAUUGGUACACGCUGGAUCAGGAAAGUUCUUAUGGUAGUUUGUCUGGUGAUCUUCUACAAGCAUUUUAAGAGUUGCAAAUUGCUGGUGAAAGCUUAUGAAAUGAAUCCGUUGUUACAUUUCCCAGUGUAUACUUUCUCAAUCCCACUGCUGCUGUCAUAUGCUAUCUACAAAACCAACAGACACUAGCAUUAUCAGCAGACUUCUGUGUGUUGCAGCUUGUAGCUGGUUUUUGAUAGAUAGGGGCUUAACUGUAACUUUGUUAUUUGUUUACGGACAACCAGUGGAUCGACUCGGAUGUUUUUUAGCAGCAGAGCAUGCCGAGCAUCAGUUGUUCUUUUUUUUUUUUUUUUGGGUGUAGAGAGAGCCACAAAAGGCAAAGGCGACAUAUGUUAUAGGCGGGAUUCGAUCGCAGGUCUUUGGUUCUAACCCCUCAGGACUUUACCAGCUAAACAAGUUGACAUCCACAACAUCAGGUAUUGAUUGGAGGUGAAAUAUUCAUGGUCGUUGAAGAUACGUGUGUUUAGAAAGGGUAUGAGAAGAACUUUGAAAACGAGAGUUGAAACAUUGUAGAAACUGUCGCCAUUGCAGAAGCAGGACUGCAGUCAUCGAGAUUACGAUACUCCGAAAACGGUUAUGGAGAAAUGUAUUUUCUGCAAGAAUGUCAGUUGGUAGAUACUAACAUGCUGUAAUACUGUAGUGUAACAUGCUGGGUUACUGGCUUGGUUGUUGGUUCGAAAUAUUUACCAUUGUAUCAAAAAUUCAAAACUGUAAUUUAAACACAGAAAAUGUUACUGAAAUACAAAAGAGAAUACGACAGAUGUUUGAGUCA
Molecule: messenger RNA, 3334 nt
Organism: Spinacia oleracea (spinach)
Lineage: Eukaryota; Viridiplantae; Streptophyta; Magnoliopsida; Caryophyllales; Amaranthaceae
Product: putative metallophosphoesterase At3g03305
Exons: 4
Coding region: 811-2691 (626 amino acids)
Molecular function (GO): hydrolase activity
Source: RefSeq, a predicted model, not a curated record